Molecule: messenger RNA, 2004 nt
Organism: Strongylocentrotus purpuratus (purple sea urchin)
Lineage: Eukaryota; Metazoa; Echinodermata; Echinoidea; Camarodonta; Strongylocentrotidae
Product: nmrA-like family domain-containing protein 1
Exons: 5
Coding region: 1-921 (306 amino acids)
Source: RefSeq, a predicted model, not a curated record
AUGUGUUUCAAUGAGAUGUCGGCGAACUUGGACUUAGGACGGUUUUGUGAAACAACGCCCUGGUUCCGAGGCGCCGUCUACACCCUUAGCUGGACGACGCUUCGUGUAGAGGUACUCUAUGGUGACUAUGAUGACCAUUUGACGUUGGAUGAUCUGAUGGCUGAUAGCUAUGGAGUAUACGUGGUCACUGGCGCCUAUAUUGAAAAGUUUUAUGAGGACAAGGAGGUGAGGCGGGGGCUUUCUUUGGUCCAAGCCGCCAUCCGGGCAGGUGUCCAGCACUUCGUGUACAGUGGCCUACCGUCCUGUAUGGAGGUCACCGGUCAGAAAUGUCCGGAGUCUGAGGGAAAGUCCAAAGUAGAAGACUUUCUGUUUGCAUCAGAGCUACCCUCCACUAGCCUCAGACAACCCAUUUCCAUGGAAAACAUUCUCAUUGAUUUCAUCCCUCUGCUUCAAGAUGAUGGCACCUUUGUUUGGAAUAUCCCGAUGGAGGGCAAUCCCCUGCCUGUAUUGAACCCAGCUGAUGAUGGUCGAGCUAUCCUGACAGUCUUUAAGAAUCCUAAGGAGUACAUCGGUCGUCGAAUCGGGCUUGCAGGGGACUGUAAAACCAUGGAGGAGUAUGCAGCUAUAGCAUCCAAACAUGUGACCCCUUUUGUCAUCAAAGCAACUAAGAUGACUGCCAGUGAAUUCAAAAAGUUAGAUUCCCCACGGGCUGCGGAUUUAGGAGCGAUUUUCCAGUAUUUCCAGAUGGAUACUUCGGCUUACAGCCUAGGAAAUACUAAACAACUGGAUGCUAAUUGUAUGGAUUUUGACUCUUUCAUGCAAGUACAUGCCGCCACACUAAAGGACCUGCUUGGAUGUCAAAGUUACGACGAGACCACAAUAAAAGAAUCGAGAUGUAUAGGAUUUCAGCCUGCAAAAUAAGUUUCUUUUGAGUUACAUAUUCUUUUGGUGCAUUUCGUCUUCCUUGAAAAUUUACCAGAUAUAGAAAAUAAUUAUUGCAUGCACCUUAUUUAAAGAAAAACAAAUCUAAAGGUUUCUGUAUAGUAUUUCGUUAACAAAUAACAUAAUGUAUUACUAAGAUUAAUGUUACUGUAAUAUAUUCUCAUAUUUCCCUCCAAUUUUCUAGACUAUAUAUUCCCUUAAUGUAUUUACUUGAAAGUAGGGACCUACUGAGUAGACCUACUAUAACAAUAUUAAAAGGGAUCUAAUGUUUUCGAUUUGUGAAACGUUGGGCUUUAGAUUUGAGAUUAAUCUUAAAGAGAAUUUUCCUUUUAUAAUGAACAAACCACAUCAAGAGAAUAAAUAUUUUCUCUAUAGAAGUUUGUCAUAAGUUAUUUCCAAAUUGAGAAAAAUGAACUCUUGGAAUUUGAGCUACUGAUGGCGAGUGUCAUCAAAACUUUUAAGGACUCGAUUUUUAAUAUUUUCUAGGACAUUGUUUGUCAGUAAUACUAACAUUAAGACUAAAUUAAAUUUCAAAAUAAUUGUUUUACACAGUCAAGUGGAUGGCAUACAUACUCUGAAUCAAUGGAGAUUAGAUCUAUAUUAAUUUUUUUUUCUUCUGUUUUUUAAAUCAGAAAUACUAAACAUCACGGCGCUUUACAAAUUACCUUACUUCACAUUGACAAAAAACAAAUUAAUAUGCAUGAUAUAUUAUGUUGUAACCUUUAAGUGUGCAUAAUUUUGUUUUAAUAAUAUAUAUAUUUUCAAGAAUGUAAAAAUCGUCUAUAAUUACAUUUUAAGCCUUAAGACCGUUUCUACCUCUUGUUAACGUGUGGUCAUACUGAUAUUGAUGCAGACUUUGAAACUGUCCGGAACUGAGGUGCUAUUUGAAAAAUAGUUACUUUAGUUAUUACAUUCAUUUGCGGUUUCAAAUUCAUUGUGAUCAUUUCAGAAAUAAUGGUAAUUUAGAAUGGAAGAUGAAAGGUAGCUCUUGGUAACAUUUUCACCAUACAACAAAAGUCGCAAUGACUUUAAAGGGCAAGUCCACUCCAAAAAUAACUUAAU